Symphalangus syndactylus (siamang) is the source of this 4207-nucleotide messenger RNA. RefSeq names its product CASC3 exon junction complex subunit (gene CASC3). Gene Ontology annotation, cellular component: exon-exon junction complex. Lineage: Eukaryota; Metazoa; Chordata; Mammalia; Primates; Hylobatidae. The record is from RefSeq and is a predicted model, not a curated record. Gene Ontology annotation, biological process: mRNA processing. Gene Ontology annotation, molecular function: mRNA binding.
GGUUGACGCCUUCCACUCGGGAAGCCCAAGAUGGCCGGGCCAGGAACCCGGGAGGCUGCUGAUGUCUCAAUUCCCUUCGCCCUAGGCCUGCCCAAGGGAAGUCAGGAGCCGCGCCACGCCCCCUUACAUCACCGAUAGACGUAAUCCGGUUCGGCCGCAAACGUGCCGCAGGCCUAGGCCCCGCCCAGUGCCCCCCCACCCCCACAAGCGGGAUGGCCGAGCGCCGCACGCUUAGCCCGCCGGGACUAGCUAUCCAGCCUCCCAGCAGCCUCUGCGACGGGCGCGGUGCGUAAGUACCUCGCCGGCGGUAGCCGUUCUCCGUGAGAUGGCGGACCGCCGGCGGCAGCGCGCUUCUCAAGACACCGAGGACGAGGAAUCUGGUGCUUCGGGCUCAGACAGCGGCGGCUCCCCGUUGCGGGGAGGCGGGAGCUGCAGCGGUAGCGCCGGAGGCGGCGGCAGCGGCUCUCUGCCUUCACAGCGCGGAGGCCGAAUCGGGGCCCUUCAUCUGCGGCGGGUGGAGAGCGGGGGCGCCAAGAGCGCUGAGGAGUCGGAGUGUGAGAGUGAAGAUGGCAUUGAAGGUGAUGCUGUUCUCUCGGAUUAUGAAAGUGCAGAAGACUCGGAAGGUGAAGAAGGUGAAUACAGUGAAGAGGAAAACUCCAAAGUAGAGCUGAAAUCAGAAGCUAAUGAUGCUGUUAAUGCUUCAACAAAAGAAGAGAAGGGAGAAGAAAAGCCUGACACCAAAAGCACUGUGACUGGAGAGAGGCAAAGUGGGGACGGACAGGAGAGCACAGAGCCUGUGGAGAACAAAGUGGGUAAAAAGGGCCCUAAGCAUUUGGAUGAUGAUGAAGAUCGGAAGAAUCCAGCAUACAUACCUCGGAAAGGGCUCUUCUUUGAGCAUGAUCUUCGAGGGCAAACUCAGGAGGAGGAAGUCAGACCCAAGGGGCGUCAGCGAAAGCUGUGGAAGGAUGAGGGUCGCUGGGAGCAUGACAAGUUCCGGGAAGAUGAGCAGGCCCCAAAGUCCCGACAGGAGCUCAUUGCUCUUUAUGGUUAUGACAUUCGCUCAGCUCACAAUCCUGAUGACAUCAAACCCCGAAGAAUCCGGAAACCCCGAUAUGGGAGUUCUCCACAAAGAGAUCCAAACUGGAACGGUGAGCGGCUAAACAAGUCUCAUCGCCACCAGGGUCUUGGGGGCACCCUACCACCAAGGACAUUUAUUAACAGGAAUGCUGCAGGUACUGGCCGUAUGUCUGCACCCAGGAAUUAUUCUCGAUCCGGGGGCUUCAAGGAAGGUCGUGCUGGUUUUAGGCCUGUGGAAGCUGGUGGGCAACAUGGUGGCCGGUCUGGUGAGACUGUUAAGCAUGAGAUUAGUUACCGGUCACGGCGCCUAGAGCAGACUCCUGUGAGGGAUCCAUCUCCAGAAGCAGAUGCUCCAGUGCUUGGCAGUCCUGAGAAGGAAGAGGCAGCCUCAGAGACAUCAGCUGCUGCUCCUGAUACUGCACCACCACCCCCUGACAGGCCCAUUGAGAAGAAAUCCUAUUCCCGGGCAAGAAGAACCCGAACCAAAGUUGGAGAUGCAGUCAAGCUUGCAGAGGAGGUGCCCCCUCCUCCUGAAGGACUGAUUCCAGCACCUCCAGUCCCAGAAACCACCCCAACUCCACCUACUAAGACUGGGAACUGGGAAGCUCCAGUGGAAUCUACUACAAGUGGACUUGAGCAAGAUGUGGCACAACUAAAUAUAGCAGAACAGAAUUGGAGUCCGGGGCAGCCUUCUUUCCUGCAACCACGGGAACUUCGAGGUAUGCCCAACCAUAUACACAUGGGAGCAGGACCUCCACCUCAGUUUAACCGGAUGGAAGAAAUGGGUGUCCAGAGUGGUCGAGCCAAACGCUAUUCAUCCCAGCGGCAAAGACCUGUGCCAGAGCCCCCCGCCCCUCCAGUGCAUAUCAGUAUCAUGGAGGGACAUUACUAUGAUCCACUGCAGUUCCAGGGACCAGUCUAUACCCAUGGUGACAGCUCUGCCCCGCUGCCUCCACAGGGCAUGCUUGUGCAGCCAGAAAUGCACCUUCCCCACCCAGGUUUACAUCCCCACCAGACACCAGCUCCUCUGCCCAAUCCAGGCCUCUAUCCCCCACCAGUGUCCAUGUCUCCAGGACAGCCACCACCUCAGCAGUUGCUUGCUCCUACUUACUUUUCUGCUCCAGGCGUCAUGAACUUUGGUAAUCCCAGUUACCCUUAUGCUCCAGGGCCACUUCCUCCCCCACCGCCGCAUCUAUAUCCUAAUACACAGGCCCCAUCACAGGUAUAUGGAGGAGUGACCUACUAUAACCCCGCCCAGCAGCAGGUGCAACCAAAGCCCUCCCCACCCCGGAGGACUCCCCAGCCAGUCACCAUCAAGCCCCCUCCACCUGAGGUUGUAAGCAGGGGUUCCAGUUAAUACGAGUUUCUGAAUAUUUUAAAUCUUAACAUCAUAUAAAAAACAGCAGAGGUGAGAACUCAGAAGAGAAAUACAGCUGGCUAUCUACUACCAGAAGGGCUUCAAAGAUAUAGGGUGUGGCUCCUACCAGCAAACAGCUGAAAGAGGAGGACCCUCUGCCUUCCUCUGAGGACAGGCUCUGGAGAGAGGGAGAAACAAGUGGACCUCGUCCCAUCUUCACUCUUCACUUGAGUUGGCUGUGUUCGGGGGAGCAGAGAGAGCCAGACAGCCCCAAGCUUCUGAGUCUAGAUCCAGAAGCCCAUGUCUUCUGCUGUUCUUCACUUCUUCUGGGAAAUUGAGGUGUCUUCUGUUCCCAAGGAAGCUCCUUCCUGUUUGUUUUGUUUUCUAAGAUGUUCAUUUUUAAAGCCUGGCUUCUUAUCCUUAAUAUUAUUUUAAUUUUUUUUCUUUGUCUCUGUUUCUUGCUCUCUCUCUCCCUGCCUUUAAAUGAAACAAGUCCAUUCUUCUGGUUUUCUACCCUCUCUGGAUUCCCUUUUGACUCUUCCCUGCAUCCCAGAUAAUGGAGAAUAUAUCAGCCAGCCUUCCCCACCAAGUCUAAAAAGACCUGGCCUUUCACUUUUAGUUGGCAUUUGUUAUCCUCUUGUAUACUUGCAUUCCCUUAACUCUAACCCUGUGGAAACAUGGCUGUCUGCACAGAGGGUCCCAUUGUGCAGAAAAGCUCAGAGUAGGUGGGUAGGAGCCCUUCUCUUUGACUUAGGUUUUUAGGAGUCUGAGCAUCCAUCAAUACCUGUACUAUGAUGGGCUUCUGUUCUCUGCUGAGGGCAAAUACCCUACUGUGGGGAGAGAUGGCAAACCAGAUGCUUUUGUGAGAAAGGGAUGGUGGAGUGAGAGCCUUUGCCUUUAGGGGUGUGUAUUCACAUAGUCCUCAGGGCUCAGUCUUUUGAGGUAAGUGGAAUUAGAGGGCCUUGCUUCUCUUCUUUCCAUUCUUCUUGCUACACCCCCUUUCCAGUUGCUGUGGACCAAUGCAUUUCUUUAAAGGCAAAUAUUAUCCAGCAAGCAGUCUACCCUGUCCUUUGCAAUUGCUCUUCUCCACAUCUUUCCUGCUACAAGUGUUUUAGAUGUUACUACCUUAUUUUCCCUGAAUUCUAUUUUUGUCCUUGCAAACAGAAGAUAAAAACUCCUGGGCUUAAGGCCUAAGGAAGCCAGUCACCUUCUGGGCAAGGGCUCCUAUCUUUCCUCCCUAUCCAUGGCACUAAACCACGUCUCUGCUGCCUCUGUGGAAGAAAUUCCUGUUACUGCAGUACUUAUGUCUGCCAGGGGUAACCUGGCCACUGUCCCUGUCCUUCUACAGAACCUGAGGGCGAAGGUGGUGGCUGUGUCUCUCCCUGGUAAUGUCACUGUUUUUAUUCCUUCCAUCUAGCAGCUGGCCUAAUCACUCUGAGUCACAGGUGUGGGAUGGAGGGGAGGGGAGAGGCACUUAAUCUGUAACCCCCAAGGAGGAAAUAACUAAGAGAUUCUUCCAGGGGUAGCUGGUGGUUGUGCCUUUUGUAGGCUGUUCCCUUUGCCUUAAACCUGAAGAUGUCUCCUCAAGCCUGUGGGCAGCAUGCCCAGAUUCCUAGACCUUAAGACACUGUGAGAGUUGUCUCUGUUGGUCCACUGUGUUUAGUUGCAAGGAUUUUUCCAUGUGUGGUGGUGUUUUUUGUUACUGUUUUAAAGGGUGCCCAUUUGUGAUCAGCAUUGUGACUUGGAGAUAAUAAAUUUAGACUAUAAACUUGG